AUGUCAUCCUCCACAUUCCCCCCCGCAGAGCUCCGUGAAAUAGUAAAAGAAGUAGCCACCCUUCUAAAAGAACGCUCAGAAACAAUCUCAGUCGCAGAAACAGCAGCAGGCGGACUCAUCUCGGCGUCGCUCCUCUCGUUCCCAGGCGCAUCGGGCUUCUACUCCGGCGGGCUAACACUCUACACGCUACAAUCACGCAUUGCGUAUGCCGGCUGGACCGAAGACGCCAUCAAGGACUACAAAGGCCCGACGCCGGACAUUGUGUCCGGGCUGGCGGCGCACACUCGCCAGACGCUCGGCAGCACGUACACCGUCAGCGAGAGUGGCACUGCUGGGCCGACCGGUGGGCAGACGAGGAACCGCACGCCUGGGUAUGUGGCGCUGGCGGUUGCGAGUGACAAGGGGGUUGCCACAAGGGAGGUGGAGACGGGGAGUGUGGAUCGCGAGGCCAAUAUGGUGCGGUUUGCUGUUGAGGGGCUGCGGUUGGUGCGCGAUGUUAUCAAGGGCGAGGAGAAACUGUGA
This is a messenger RNA of Dothidotthia symphoricarpi CBS 119687, 522 nucleotides long. RefSeq lists its product as uncharacterized. NCBI's taxonomy places the organism in Eukaryota, Fungi, Ascomycota, Dothideomycetes, Pleosporales, Dothidotthiaceae. The transcript has 2 exons. The coding region runs from base 1 to 522 and encodes 173 amino acids. The record is from RefSeq and is a predicted model, not a curated record.